This is a messenger RNA of Choloepus didactylus (southern two-toed sloth), 5213 nucleotides long. RefSeq names its product phosphodiesterase 8A (gene PDE8A). Gene Ontology annotation, biological process: signal transduction; cellular response to epidermal growth factor stimulus; positive regulation of ERK1 and ERK2 cascade. Gene Ontology annotation, molecular function: 3',5'-cyclic-AMP phosphodiesterase activity. NCBI's taxonomy places the organism in Eukaryota, Metazoa, Chordata, Mammalia, Pilosa, Megalonychidae. The transcript has 22 exons. Bases 1491 to 4001 code for a protein of 836 amino acids. The record is from RefSeq and is a predicted model, not a curated record.
GUGGAUGGGAAGGAGUGCUGGCGGGGGUCUGAGGUGGGCGUGAAGGACGCCCUCCAGAGAGGAGCCCCAAGAGCCAAAGCGGCUCAAUGACUUGCUCAAGUUCACGCUUGGUAUCCUCACAAGACUGUCCCUUUGGUUAGCGGUGAGAGGGGGACGCCGCCUCCAGCCUGCCACGAACCCGCAGCUGCUCCGCACCGCAGCCGCCCGACACCUGCGCGGCCCGAAGCGCGGUGCACCAGGUGCUGGCACUGGCGCGCGAUAGGGAACGCGGGGAAUGCCGCCCCGGGCAACAACAUCCGUCUGGGAGCCGAAGAGCGGGCGCCCUCCUUGACUUUUCACAACCACCCCAAAGGGACGUCCUUCCACGGGCCUCUUUUACAGAUGAAAGCACCAAGGCUGAGAGAUAGUGACCUAACCGAAGUCAGGUACAUGCUAGUUACGGAACCAGGAUCCGAAUCCGGUGGUCUGGGGCCUUGUGGCUCCGGCCUAGGAUGGCUGUAUAGCCUUAGGCCAGUCCCUUCCCGUUUUCUGGGCCACCGAUCCCCAACCAGCGGAGAGCCCCUCUCGUCGCGGCCGCGCAUGCUCAGUCGCGGGCGGCGCCCUGGAGAGGCGGCGGGCGCCCCUGCUGUUUUGCAUUGACGCCAGCGCCCGCUGGAGGUCACCGCUGGGGGCUGGGCGCGGCGUGCUGCCCUUAAGACCCGGUCCGGAUAGCAGAGCUGGAGUCGCGCCGCCCGGAGCUCUACCGUGCGCACAGCAGCUUCUGUGCUUCUCGACGGCGCGGCCCCAGGCCCGACUGAAUCGCGGUGUCUCCUUUUUUACCAUGGCGGGCGCAGCCACGCCGCCCCGACAGGCUUCUUUUGGCCCCCAUCCCCUCAACUUCCGGACGGCGUGAGCGUCUGGGCUACCCUUUCCCGCCACCGGCGUUCAGUGUAGGGGCGAUUUCUCGCGGGGCGGGAGCCAGCGGGGUGGCGUGGGUGUCCACAGCGAGGCAGAGCCAGGGCCCCGGGGAGGCGGGCCCCAGGGAAGCGGCGGCGGCGGCAGCCCCACGGGCUGUAAGCGGGACGAGCGCGGCGGGGAACUUACCUUCCCUGGGGGUCGUGCCGCCCCACGGCAAGGGCGGCGUCGCUCGCCUGGCGCGGACUCGCCCGUUCUUGGGUUGGGAAAGCGCAAAUCUCCUCCCCCGAAAUUCCCCGGAAGCGCGGCGCAGCCGAGGCGAGCGCAGCGGCCAGCGGCUCGCGCCUCAGGAAGGACAUGUUCGGAGGGGCGGCCGAGGCGCGCCGCACGCCCCAGCACCCCCUCCCCGCUGCCGCCGCGCCCGCACCGCGGUAAAAGGGGCGGCCGCACUUCCUGACGCGAGACCCGCGCUCUUAGCCGCCCGCCCGCCGAAGCGGCGAUGACACGGCGCCCGCGGCGGCCCCGAGGCGCCGGGCGGGCCGUUUGCUGACCGGAUCGCGGCUGCCCGCCAGUGUAUCCGCGGCGCUGCCGCCAGCAUGGGCUGCGCUCCGAGCAUCCACAUUUCCGAGAACCGGGCGGUGUACCACGGCGGCAAGGAGGCCGAAGAGGCGCUCGGCCCCGCGGCGCCGCCGCCCAGCGGGCCCGGGGUGCCGCGCCUCCCGCCCGGCCUGAAGCCAGCCGCCUCGCCCCGGGCCCACGUCGUCGGCCUCGCGGAGCCGGAGCCUCGCGGCGGCAGCGACAAUAAGGUAUCAGCUGAUGUGCAGUUUGGCCCCAUGAGAUUUCAUCAAGAUCAACUUCAGGUACUCUUAGUGUUUACCAAAGAAGAUAGCCAGUGUAAUGGAUUCUGUAGGGCCUGUGAGAAAGCAGGUUUUAAGUGUACAGUCACCAAGGAGGCUCAAGCUGUCCUUGCCUGUUUCCUGGACAAGCAUCAUGACAUCAUUAUCAUAGACCACAGAAAUCCUCGGCAGCUGGAUGCAGAGGCACUUUGCAGGUCUAUUAGAUCAUCAAAAAUCUCUGAAAACACAGUUAUUGUUGGUGUAGUACGCAGGGGAGAUAAAGAAGAGUCAUCUGUAAUGCCCCUUAUUGCUGCUGGCUUUACAAGGAGGUAUAUAGAAAACCCCAGCAUCAUGGCCUGUUACAAUGAACUAAUCCAGCUGGAGUUCGGAGAGGUGCGAUCACAACUAAAACUCAGGGCUUGUAACUCAAUAUUCACUGCAUUAGAGAAAAGUCAAGAAGCAAUUGAAAUUACAAGUGAAGAUCACGUUAUACAGUAUGCAAAUCCUGCAUUUGAAACAACAAUGGGCUAUCAGUCAGGUGAAUUAAUAGGGAAGGAGUUAGCAGAAGUGCCUAUAAAUGAAAAAAAGGCUGAUUUGCUCGAUACUAUAAAUUCGUACAUCAGGAUAGGCAAGGAGUGGCAAGGAAUUUACUAUGCCAAAAAGAAAAAUGGAGAUAAUGUACAACAAAAUGUGAAGAUAAUACCUGUCAUCGGACAGGGAGGAAAAAUUAGACACUAUGUGUCCAUUAUCAGAGUGUGCAAUGGCAACAAUAAGGCUGAGAAAAAAACUGAAUGUGUUCAGUCUGACUCUCAUACAGAUAUUCAGACAGGCAAACAUAAAGACAGGAGAAAAGGCUCACUAGAUGUCAGAUCUCUUACCUCUCGGACAAGUGACGUUGCCAACCAGAGACGACACUCCUCUAUGGCCCGGAUACAUUCCAUGACAAUUGAGGCACCCAUCACCAAGGUAAUCAAUAUUAUCAAUGCUGCCCAAGAAAGCAGCCCCAUGCCUGUGACAGAAGCCUUAGACCGUGUGCUGGAAAUUCUCAGAACCACUGAAUUAUAUUCACCACAGUUCGGUGUUAAGGAUGAUGAUCCUCAUGCCAAUGACCUUGUUGGGGGAUUAGUGUCUGAUGGUUUGCGAAGACUAUCAGGGAAUGAAUAUAUUCUUUCAACAAAAAACCUUCAACAGGUUCCAGGCAAUAUAAUCACUCCUAUUUCCCUUCAUGAUGUCCCACUGCGGAUAGCCCGGGCCAUGGAAAAUGAAGAAAACUGGGACUUUGAUAUUUUUGACCUAGAAGCUGCCACCAACAAAAGACCUUUGAUUUACCUUGGACUCAAAAUGUUUGCUCGCUUUGGAAUCUGUGAAUUCUUAAACUGCUCUGAGUCUACGAUGAGAUUGUGGUUACAGAUUAUCGAAGCCAAUUAUCAUUCUUCUAACCCCUACCACAAUUCUACACAUUCUGCUGAUGUGCUUCAUGCCACUGCCUAUUUUCUCUCAAAAGAGAGGAUAAAGCAAACUUUAGAUCCAGUUGACGAGGUCGCUGCCCUCAUCGCAGCCACCAUUCAUGACGUGGAUCACCCCGGGAGAACCAAUUCCUUCCUGUGUAACGCUGGAAGCGAGCUAGCCAUUUUGUAUAAUGACACUGCUGUACUGGAGAGCCACCAUGCCGCCCUGGCCUUCCAGCUGACCACUCGAGAUGAUAAAUGCAAUAUCUUUAAAAACAUGGAGAGGAAUGACUAUCGGACGCUGCGCCAGGGGAUUAUCGACAUGGUCCUGGCCACAGAAAUGACAAAGCAUUUUGAGCAUGUCAACAAGUUUGUCAACAGCAUCAACAAGCCCUUGGCAGCACUAGAAGAAAAUGGGGAAACUAAUAAAGAUGAGAAAGACAUAACUACUAUGCUCAGGACUCCAGAGAACCGGACUCUAAUCAAACGAAUGCUGAUUAAGUGUGCUGAUGUGUCCAACCCCUGUCGACCCCUGGAGCACUGCAUUGAAUGGGCAGCACGCAUCUCAGAAGAAUAUUUUUCUCAGACAGAUGAAGAGAAGCGGCAAGGCCUACCUGUGGUGAUGCCAGUUUUUGACAGAAACACCUGCAGCAUCCCCAAGUCCCAAAUCUCUUUCAUUGAUUACUUCAUCACGGACAUGUUUGAUGCUUGGGAUGCCUUUGUUGACCUGCCUGAUUUAAUGCAGCAUCUUGACAACAACUUUAAAUAUUGGAAAGGACUGGAUGAAAUGAAUCUGCGGAGCCUCCGACCGCCUCCUCAGUAGUGCGUGACACUGCCCUGGGCCCUGAAACUUUGUCCCUCGGCCAUUUUGGAAUACCUAAGGGCAGACAGAGUUCCUUGCCCCUUUCAGUAUUAGGCAGAACAGUCCCCAUGUCUGCAGAGCCUGUGAAAGCUCAGUCAAGAGACAUCAGUAACCUUCUGCAUCCACCAUCCGAUGCUAUUGCCAUCAAGUGAGGCUUUGCCCAUGUAGCUUGGACCUGCUGCAGGGGCUCUUCAGAAAGUCACAUGAGAUACAAGGUUUGCAUAUGCUUUAUGUUAAAAAACAAGGCCUGGAAGGCCCCUGCAAAGGACGUUGAUGGAUUUCCUGUCUGUGACAGAGAAUGCCUUAUAAACAUUUCUCUCAAUUAUGUUCAGAGCACUUAAGAACAGUUAAUGGCAAUUGGAACUUCACAUCAUAGAAGGUGCAAUCACUCAUUCACUUUGGAACACUACUGAAAGUGACUUCUCUUAAAAUUGAGUAGCAAAUGAAAAAAAGAUUAAUAUCAAUUAUUAAAAUGUUUUAUUUAUUUUAUUAGAAGUUCAAUAUUUUCUAUGAAUUAAAAAAAAUACUUCAAAGCCAAAGCCAACUUUAAAUGCCAUGACCAAAUUUACAUGAUUCAUCUUCAUUAAAUAUGCAUUGCUUGAUGUACAGACUUAUUUUCAUAAUGCAAAUUAAAAAUAUAAAAAUGACACAUUUUUACAGCACUAUAGAACUAUUUGUGUAUGUUAAACUCUUCUGAUUGAUGCUAAUUGGAGAAAGCUGUUUUGUUGGUGGGUCUUAUUCUAGGGAGCUAAAGGAGCAAAGCUGCUUCUGUAUAAAAAUAGAGCUCUGAAACAGCUGUCAUCAUCUGAUGAGCUUUGCAGAUACUCCUCAAGGUAAAAAUUACAUGCUUCUUGGUUUGCAACAAAAAAUUAGGACUUAUAUUCCUAAAAUUUUAUAAUUAAAUCUCCAAAAGUCUGCCUUAUUUUAUAAUUUUUCUAUAAAAGAUUCCCUGUAAAAACAAAGAACAAUGGAAUAUUUGAUGAAUUGACAUUUUAUAACCAACCUGUUUUCAUCUGCAGUGGGAAUCUUUGAUUCCUGGAGUUUAUAAAGGUUCCUAUCUUCACAUUUUGAAUAAGUAUAAUACCAUAAAAAAUGACACCUUAUGACAUGUCAAAGUGCUUGUCAUUUAAACUUUUUUUCCAGAUAAAAAUUAAACUAUUUGUUUAUAAGAAA